Messenger RNA from Pieris macdunnoughi, 267 nucleotides. NCBI's taxonomy places the organism in Eukaryota, Metazoa, Arthropoda, Insecta, Lepidoptera, Pieridae. The record is from the annotation of a GenBank genome assembly.
AUGUCAAAGGGUUUCGGUGCAUUAGAGAGGGGCGAGAGAGGCGCGGGGUUCGCAGGCGGCCACCUGUUCGGCGAGCGCCCGUCGCCCCCACGGCCCUGCGCCCGCCGCUGCCUCUGCCGCCCCCCGCCGCCGCCCGGCACCCUCGAUGCGCGCGCUUCGCCCUUCCCUCCAGUCAUUCGUUUUGCGACGCGUUGUCUCGCCGGCCGGCUUCCGCUUCAUUCGCCCGGGCUCAUUCGUACCGCGUACGCUCCCCGUAGCACCCGAUAG